Medicago truncatula (barrel medic) is the source of this 1929-nucleotide messenger RNA. RefSeq names its product histone-lysine N-methyltransferase EZA1. Gene Ontology annotation, biological process: heterochromatin formation. The record is from RefSeq and is a predicted model, not a curated record. The annotation marks the transcript as partial. Gene Ontology annotation, cellular component: nucleus. Gene Ontology annotation, molecular function: histone H3K27 methyltransferase activity; chromatin binding. The transcript has 14 exons. NCBI's taxonomy places the organism in Eukaryota, Viridiplantae, Streptophyta, Magnoliopsida, Fabales, Fabaceae.
AUGGCGUCUAACAUCGCAACUUCUGCCUCUAGACCUAGAGGACAGGAACAACAGGGAGAGGCGACGAUUGAAGAUCCUCAAAUCUUGAUGAACAAGAUAAAAAAGUUAAAAGAAAAGAUCCAAAAGGAGCGGAUGGAAACAGUUCAAAAGAAACUUCAGAUAAAUGAGAAGAAUCUCCAAUGUGAACUUUCCAAGGUCAUGACAACAGUGUCAAGAUAUGACUCAUCAAUAAUUGGGAAGGAUAAUGUUCAAACACAUUCAUUAAAAAUUGAACAUCCAUUAGAGAUGUACGAUCGUUUCCCACGAGGUUUGGGAAAUAAAUACCUUCAUGUUGUUCAUGAUGUAUCAUUUAAGAAAACUUUCAGAUUACAACGUGUUGAAAAGAUACCUCAUUAUACAACAUGGUUACACUUGAUUAGAAAUGAGAGAAUGACGAAAGCUGAUGCCUUUUCUGCAAGACGAAACAUAUAUUACGAUCAACAUGCAGGUGAAACAAUGAUAUGCAGUGAUACCGAUGAAGAGGUCCAAGAGAACAAAGAAGUUAAACGUGACUUUUCUUAUGGUGAAGAUAAACUUCUAUGGAUGGCAAUUGAGGAAUACUGUUUAACCGAUGAAGUGUUGAGUAUCGUUCAAAGCUAUAUUGGAGGUACCACUGCAGAAAUUGAGGAGAGGUAUAAAUAUCUCAAAGAAAAGAGCAUGCUUUCUAAAGAUUCAAGAGAAAAUGCAUCUAAUUCUGGCCUAUGUUUGGAUAAAAGUUUGAGUGAGGCUUUAAGUACUUUUGAUCACUUUUUCUGUCGUCGUUGCUUGAUCUUUGAUUGUCCUCUACACGGAUGUUCUCAACCAUUAAUAUAUUCGAGGGAAAAGCAACCAAUUUGGCAACCAAAAGGUGAGAGGGAAGUAUGUGGAGAUCAUUGUUACCUUAAGAUAAAGGAUGUCAAUAUCUCAUCAGAAGGUUCAACUUCUGGGUCUUUUUCGGAUAAUGAAAUUCAAACAAUGGAGAAUGUAGAUGAGAUAUUGGCACCCUCUAAUUCAAAGGAAAUCACAUAUAAAAUAGAAUUGAUGCGAUUAUCCAACUCAAUGGAAGGUCAAGAUGAUAAGAUGCAUAAUAUCAUAGAAUGGAAACCUUUGGAGAAAGAUAUAUGUUUAAAGGGAAUAGAGAUGUUUGGAAAAAACAGUUGCCUUAUAUAUCGGAACUUACUUGCUGGCUUCAAGACAUGCAUGGAAAUAGAUAGAUACAUGCGUGAAGAGAUGCCAAAUGGAUCUACAGAUGAAAAUGGAACAUUUGUUGCACAGUAUAAUGACCAUGAGGGGCCAUCAAGCUCCAAGAGAGGUAGGAGAAAAGGGAAAAACAAGAAGUCCGGAUAUUUGUCAAAGUCUCGAGGCAUCCGAUCUAGCGGAAAAAGAAUGAUUGCUGGGGAUACUGAACCUUAUAAGCCUCACUAUACACCUUGUGAGUGUCAAGGAAUGUGUACGAAGAAAGAAUGUCCUUGUCUUCUUCAAGGAUCAUGUUGUGAGAAAUAUUGCGGGUGUGACAAGCAAUGCAGAUACCGAUUCAGAGGAUGUCUUUGUGUUAAAAGUCAGUGCAGAACUCGACAAUGUCCAUGUUUUGCAGCAAAACGGGAAUGUGACCCAGAUGUCUGUAAAGAUUGUUGGGCCAGUUGUGGCGAUGAUACGUUUAAAGGGCCAAUUCCUCGUGGUGAUGGUCAAUGUGAAAACAUGAAUCUUCUUUUGGGGAAAAAUAAACAAAAGAUUCUUUUAGCAAGAUCUGAUGUUGCUGGAUGGGGAGCCUUCUUAAAGAACUCCGUCAACAAAAAUGAGUAUUUAGGAGAGUACACAGGUGAAUUAAUCUCUCACAAAGAAGCAGAAAAACGUGGUAAAUUGUAUGAACGUGAGAACUUCUCUUUCCUUUUUGACGUGGAUGAUAAGGCA